AUGCCUCGUAAGGCUGGGUUAAUCAAAACUUAUGGCCGUCAUAAGUUCAGAACGGUGAGAACAGCGCCUUGGAUGUCUCCGGAGGACGUUUUUCGUUCACCAGUUUCGAAGAAAGAAAAAAGCUUUGAAACCCCAACGACUAUUAAUAGAAAAACUGCUUUAACGACCUUUACAAAUCUUCCCAAAUCACACUGGAAUAUUCCAAAACACAAACUCCCCUCCAAUGAUGACAAAGAAAAUGCCCCAAUAAAUGAACAGAAUAAAGAAGGGAAGAUCAUUUCAAAUAUUUCAACAAAGAACAAUCAUUCCACACCAACUAUCCUGCAACAAAAGCAUGCCUCAGCAGGCUUCUUUUCAAGGCUAUCGACCUCCUCACCAGAGGAUUUGAGUGUAGAUGAAGAAUCCUACGUUAUUCUUCGGAAACAUUCAAGCAAUGCACUAGAAUCUUUCAUUCCAGAAACUCCUGAAUUGAUUACAGUCAAUCAAGAAAAUGGUACGAAUACUCCUUCUGAAGAAUGUUCCAGUUAUUUUUACCAAAAUUUCAAUUUGUCUGGAAAGAGCUUGCCCAAUUCAAGUAUGAAACUAAGCAAAAGCAGUAUUUUAAAGAAUGAAAGUAGUGUGUCUCCACUUUAUUCGUCCUUUCGGUCUGAUACGUGUUUAUCUUCUGCCAAAAAACCAUUACAAGCAUCGCAAGUAACAAAUAAUAGUUUUAGUAGUGAUCCAUCUUGUUCGACUAGUACCCCAAUAAUCAGAGCUAACUCGCAGAACUCUCAGCUAGUGACUCUAAGAGGCCAAAAUAAGCAACGAUAUUCUUCCAAUCCAAACAGGGAUUUUUCACUCUCAGACUGUCAGGUCUUUGUGCAGCCAAUGAAAAUCACUCCAGAUCAGUACCAAGCAGCUAGAUUAUCCCUUGAGCAUCAUGAUAAUACAUCAACAAGCAGUUAUUUUACUGUUUAUUCAACCAAGGGGUCUCCUGAAUCUGAUCUGUCGAAAAUCAGUGAUGCACCAAAUUUUGAAGCUGAAAUUCAAGAAACUAAAAAAAAUCCAAGAAUUUCUUCAAGUAGUGGAAGGACAGAUGUAAUGGUUAGAGAUUGUGUAGUUUCAUUAGAAAAAUUAAAACUUUCUCCUUUGAUUGGACAAGAGGGAAGAAAACGAUCAAGUGGGACUUUCAGUGUUAAUUCAUGCAACAGUAGCUAUGCUAGCGCUUCAUCAGAUGACCUGUCAAUGCCUUCAACUCCACCCAGAAAACAAGCUUCACACAUGAAAGCACUGACUCCUGCAAAAAUAAGUCCAUCUGCACGAGAACUGUCUGCCUACCAGAAACUCUUGCUGGAAUGUGAACAGGAUGCACCUAUGAAAUUUAGUGAAUAUCUUAAACCAAGUUUAAUGAAAAAAUGUGUCAAGAUUGGAGAAGGUGUCUAUGGUGAGGUGUUCAAGACAAUCAAUAAAUACAAACAGACUGUAGCUCUAAAGAUUAUCCCAAUAAAUGGUGACUUUGAGGUAAAUGGAGAGCCUCAAAAAUCUUCAGAAGAAAUCCUCCCUGAAAUAAUAAUAUCCAA
Molecule: messenger RNA, 1559 nt
Organism: Actinia tenebrosa (Australian red waratah sea anemone)
Lineage: Eukaryota; Metazoa; Cnidaria; Anthozoa; Actiniaria; Actiniidae
Biological process (GO): protein phosphorylation; mitotic cell cycle; intracellular signal transduction
Cellular component (GO): nucleus; cytoplasm
Molecular function (GO): ATP binding; histone H3T3 kinase activity
Source: RefSeq, a predicted model, not a curated record